UCGUCUCUCCAUCAAACAUUUAACAUUCACAAUCACUAGCAAAAGAAUUCAGAAUAUCAAAGGAGAUAAAAGAAAUCAUGAGUUCAUCAAGUGCAAGCAAGGCUAUAGUGGCAGCAAGUGUUGGAAUUGUGGAGGCACUCAAGGACCAAGGGAUUUGCAGAUGGAACUCUGCUUUGAGAUAUGCUGGCCAACAAGCCAAGAGCCAAGUGAGGUCAUUUUCUCAGGCCAACAGCAAGCUCUCUUCUCCUUCUUCCUCAGCUCUGAGUAAAGUGAGAGAUGAGAAGAUGAAGAAAUCAGAGGAGUCUUUGAGGAUAGUCAUGUACCUCAGCUGCUGGGGUCCCAACAACUAAUUCAUUUGUUCAUUCACAAAAACAAAAACAAGAGCUAAUUAAGAUUGCAUGUUUUUGUGUAAGCGGUCGCUGAUGGAACACCCCAUGAAGGGCUUCUUGAGUUAUUAGCACAGGCAAUCGUUUGAGAUCGUAAGAUGCAGGCACUUGAUGUCUGCUCGGUCGUGGCAAAUUGAUGUAAAUUUUGAUAUGUUAUGACAAUUGCAAUAUGAAUUACCACACAUAUAUGUGUAUUUCUGAGAAUUGUUGCCUUGAGAUAUUGAGUUGAAUUAGGAAUUUCUUAUGGAAUUUGAAGUUUAAUUAAA
Malus domestica (apple) is the source of this 652-nucleotide messenger RNA. RefSeq lists its product as uncharacterized. Lineage: Eukaryota; Viridiplantae; Streptophyta; Magnoliopsida; Rosales; Rosaceae. The record is from RefSeq and is a predicted model, not a curated record.